AUGAUCAAGACCCCAAUUGUACCGAUGGACAACGUGGGCUUGUUCGAAAGGGUCAUCGUCCCAAAAAGAAGAGAACGAGCAAAAAAACUUUUUGGAGAUGAAUUCAUUGGAGAGGUGCUUCGAACGCAGACUACUGUUGAUGUAGAGUGGAUGGAUGGAACAAUUUCUUACGAUUUGCCUGGAAACAUGCUUGUGCCGUCUGAGCAAAAUGUGAUCAAUAUUCAAGUUGUCUUAGAAAGGUGCGCCCUAGUUCGAUGGUUGCAAAUUGCCGACGAUGGAGUUCCCGCUGAUAAAGGAGAAGAACAAUGCACGCUAUUUGAGAUCAUGCCGCAUCCUUUGUAUCAGAGAAUGAUGAUUGGAGCAAUUGGUGUAGAAAUCGGAAAAGAAGCUCAGAAAUUGAGCGACGUCGUCUUCCAAGUGAAAUCAAAUUUGAAAAAUGGACAAUCUGAGGUCGAGUAUUACAAUGGAACACGGGCUACCCUAUGGCCAACUGAAAUGACUCUUCUUUUCGUUCCUGAAGAUGAUCACGCGACUCAAAGUUCCGACGAAGAAACCGAUGGCGACGAAUCAUGGAAUAAUUGGUCAAUAUGGAGGCGAACCCUCAAGCAAGACAAAUUGAACAAUACAUUGUUGGCACGGGAAGCAGUUUUGUCAAAAUCAACAACCUGUGACCUCAGCCCAGGAAUUCUU
This is a messenger RNA of Mesorhabditis belari, 690 nucleotides long. NCBI's taxonomy places the organism in Eukaryota, Metazoa, Nematoda, Chromadorea, Rhabditida, Rhabditidae. The record is from the annotation of a GenBank genome assembly.